Molecule: messenger RNA, 4005 nt
Organism: Oncorhynchus keta (chum salmon)
Lineage: Eukaryota; Metazoa; Chordata; Actinopteri; Salmoniformes; Salmonidae
Product: septin-5-like
Exons: 11
Coding region: 284-1417 (377 amino acids)
Biological process (GO): regulation of exocytosis; cytoskeleton-dependent cytokinesis
Cellular component (GO): septin ring; septin complex; microtubule cytoskeleton
Molecular function (GO): GTPase activity; GTP binding; molecular adaptor activity
Source: RefSeq, a predicted model, not a curated record
UUUCUCCCUCUCAGAAUUCCCCACCUACCUGUCUGAACAGGGAGCAGUAGAGCGCUGUGGGACAGAGGAGAGAAAGAGGAGAAAGAAAGAGAGAGAGAGGAGGAGAGUAGGAGGAACAAAGACAUAGUGAGGGAGAACAGGAAAGUGGUGUGUGUAUUGAGAAGAGAGUGGACUGACGGAGAGGUAGGGAGUAGCGGGGUGCAUAAGAGAAGCGUUGUGAGGAGGUUGCUCUGUUUUUGUCCUUUGGAAAACCUUUUCCCUGUUGGUGUCGUGCUGGCUUGUUAUGGAUGCUAUCAUGCUGCAGGAGAAACUAGUGGAACGCUUGCUGUGCCCUCGAGUCAGAACGGCGAGGCGGAAGGAGAAGCAGUAUGUGGGCUUUGCCACCCUCCCUAACCAGGUGCACAGGAAGUCAGUGAAAAAGGGUUUUGACUUCACUCUCAUGGUCGCCGGGGAGUCUGGUAUGGGUAAAUCUACUCUUGUCAACAGCCUGUUCCUCACAGACCUGUACAAGGACAGGAAACUACUCAACGCUGAGGAGCGUAUCAACCAGACAGUGGAAAUCAUUAAGCAUACAGUGGACAUUGAGGAGAAGGGAGUGAAGCUCAAGUUGACCAUUGUAGACACGCCAGGGUUUGGAGACGCUGUCAACAACAAUGAAUGCUGGAAGCCGAUCACAGACUACAUCGACCAGCAGUUUGAGCAGUACUUCAGAGAUGAGAGUGGACUGAACAGGAAGAAUAUACAGGACAACAGAGUCCACUGCUGCCUCUACUUUAUUCCUCCGUUCGGACACGGACUGCGUCCAGUAGAUGUUGAGUUUAUGAAGGCUCUCCAUGAGAAGGUGAACGUGGUUCCUCUCAUUGCCAAGGCUGACUGUCUCACUCCCAAUGAGAUCAAGAAACUCAAAGACAGGGUCCGUGAGGAAAUUGAGAGGUUUGGCAUUAAGGUGUACCAGUUUCCAGAGUGUGACUCUGAUGAGGACGAGGAGUUCAAACAACUGGACAAAGAACUGAAGGAGUGCUGUCCGUUAGCAGUGAUUGGCAGUAACACAGUGGUUGAGGCCAGGGGCCAGAGAGUGAGAGGGAGACUCUAUCCAUGGGGUAUUGUGGAAGUGGAGAACCAGUCUCACUGUGACUUUGUGAAGCUGAGGAACAUGUUGAUUCGCUCUCACAUGCAUGACCUCAAAGAUGUGACAUGUGAUGUGCACUAUGAGAACUACAGAGCCCAGUGUAUACAGGACAUGACCAGUAAACUGACGCAGGACAACCGCAUGGAAAGCCCGAUCCCCAUCCUGCCCCUAUCCACCCCAGAUGUGGAGACAGACAGACUCAUCAAGAUGAAAGAUGAAGAGUUGGCGAGGAUGCAAGAGAUGCUAAAUAAGAUGCAGCAACAGAUCCAUGAUGGGAAGGACCAGUGAGCUACAGCCCCAUCUGCUGGCAACUGAACUACAACCACAACUUCAGACAUGUUACUUACAUACCAACUAUAAUGUAAUCAGGGGUGAAAGUAUAUUUAAUGAGGACCUCCUAUGAGUGCACGUGCACGCCAUUUUGUUAUGGGCCUAAUAAUAUAAUUAGUUAUAGAAUCCCUAUUAAUUUAAUAGGAUCUCUGUGACCUAAUAGUAAAGAUUACUGUUAACUUUAAAAUAUAUUGGCCUACCUAUUAAUGUAUCAUAAACACAACCAGUCAUCAUGUUUUCAUCUGAUUGUGAAACAAUUACUCCAAAAGGCUACUAUAGGCUUCCAUUAUUCGACUCUAAAAUAAUUCCCGCAUCCGUGCACUGUGCACCUGCCAUUUGAUAAAUGCUAAGAGACAUCAGUUGCAAAACACCAAAACGUUUAGUGAAUGACAUUCUGUCAUGGUCAUUCACUAGGCCUACAAAAGUCUUGUAACCUGAAUUGAUGCGUCCUCUGCUGUCCACGCCCGUCUCGGCCACUUAUCUCUGCCAUGGCAAAAUGUAUGUGUUAUUGUCGAACCACGCUGCAUUUUCGAGCGUAACCCAAUCGUUUUUGUCUGUUCGCUCAUUCUUCAUGCGGUAAUGAUAAGUAAUAGUAUAUAAGCCUACAGUUGGAAUCACUAGGUUUUAAUUAUUGUGACAGGCUCAUGCUUUACCGGUACAGUGUACCCCCACUGUACUCCGUACAGGACCUGCUUACUUUCACCCCUGGAUAUAAUCAGCACUGUGUUGGGGGAAAACAGUAGCUGCAUGUUCAUUGGUCAUUUGUUUUUUGGUGCUUGCAUAUUUGGUUUGUCCUGCAAUGAGAAAUGUGGUGUUUUUACUGUAUCUUGAGUCCAUUUGAACCCCAUUUAAUAUUAUUGACGGUCCUAGUAACAUAUGACAUAACAUAAACAUGUAAUAUAAAUGACCUGUUAAAUGUAUCCAAUUUAUAAAUAUGGUGAAUACUUUUGGUCAGGUGAUGAAGACGCAUUACAAAAUGUUUUGUAAAACAGCGAUAUUACUGAUGUUAAAGUUUGAAUCCUUGUUGAUGGUGUGUGUGUGUGUGUGUGUGUGUGUGUGUGUGUGUGUGUGUGUGUGUGUGUGUGUGUGUGUGUUUCCAUAUGUAUCACCCUCUAUUACGAGAACCUUGUUCUGCUUUGAAACUGUGAGAAUCCGCUUCCCCUUUCUCAGUGGCAUUUCUUGUAUGUUCUAGCUACAGACUAAUGAACAAUAGGCUACCUAAGAAUCUGAACAUAAAUGUAACGUAUUAACUUUUUACUGCUGGUCUCUACUUCAACUUGUUGAGAAGACCUUUCUCAUGUUUUGGUGCUUGUGAAUUAGAUUGAAAAUGUCUCUAGCGCCAGUUGCUUACCUUACAGUGAAUUGAGCCCCUCUGACAUACAGUACAUAGCAAAUGAAAGGGUAGGGACAGAACAGUAAGGGGUGCAUGUGCAAGCAUGCCGAAGUUACUCAAAUCUGCUUACAGCUGGAUUUCCACUCUCUCAUAUGAUGCAAUGUGUUUGUUCUGAAAUGCAUUAUGACCUAUGCCACAGUACCACUAUGGGAUGGUAAAAAGAGGCCAAAUUUUAAGAGGAGCUACUGUAUAUAUGUGUGUGUGUGUGUGUGUGUGUGUGUGUGUGUGUGUGUGUGUGUGUGUGUGUGUGUGUGUGUGUGUGUGUGUGUGUGUGUGUGUGUGUGUGUGUGUGUGUGUGUGUGUGUGUGUGAAGUUUAUGCUGCCCUCUGGCUGUGUCAUACAGGGUGGUGAUUGUGGCUUUUUAUAGUGCUCGCGCUCAGAGGACGUGGUGGAACUACUGACCAGGUUAUGAGGACGAAUAAACAGUCUUGAUUCAUAUCAGUGUUUCUUCAUUAUGUCUUUAUCUGAAAAAAAUUAUAUAAAUACACUAUUGUUUCAAGUACGAUCUUACUGACACUAAUAUUUCUACAAGGAAGGUCUUGACUGGUUCUCAAAUGACGCCCUAUCCCUUAUAAUAUAUUGCGUUACUUUUGACCAGAGCCUUAGGGCAGUAAGGACACUAAAUAGGGAAUAGGGUACCAUUUGAGACACAGCUCCUGAGACAUCCUGUAGGCCCCAUGCAGGCAGGCCUGUGUGGGGGAAGUCGGGCUACAGUAGCUGAAUAAAGUGCUGAGUCACAACGUAUCUCCUUGGACCUCACUUCCCCUCUGGCCCACAGUCAGAUCCAUCACUAACCCAACUGACUGUUUGGAGCUGAAUGAUGAGGGCUUUGCUGCAGCUAUAGUAUAGUUACUGUAGACGGUGAACCAACGAGCCGUUGUGGGGAACGUUUAUCCUGGGUUGCACCCAGAGAAGUAGGAAGCUUAGCUGCUAUGCUAGUGUACUGUGGUCUGUCACAUACAGUAUGGUAAAAUACUGUUGAUCUGUGGAUAGUUUGUAGAGAUGUAUCAAUAGGGGCCAGUAGUGUUAGUAUUAACUGUAUCUAUACACCCCCCUGAAGCUUAAAUAUGGCUUCCCUGACAGGAGCCUCUAUGGCAGCGAUAAGGAGUAAAAUGCUGCUGACAUUAAAUAAAUAUGUUCUUCCUGUGUCCAA